This is a messenger RNA of Pyrenophora tritici-repentis Pt-1C-BFP, 1182 nucleotides long. RefSeq names its product 2OG-FeII-Oxy multi-domain protein. Lineage: Eukaryota; Fungi; Ascomycota; Dothideomycetes; Pleosporales; Pleosporaceae. Gene Ontology annotation, molecular function: 2-oxoglutarate-dependent dioxygenase activity. The record is from RefSeq and is a predicted model, not a curated record.
AUGGCUGAUUACAAGGCUUCCACCAUGCCACCUAACCACAAGGCCACUGUCGGUAAUCUCCAGACGUUUGAGCUUCCCGAGUCUCUCAAUGGAAGUGUAGCAGACAGAGCGCUCGGCAAGAGCAUGAUCGAUGCUUGGAAACGAGACGGCAUCCUUCAGAUUUCCAUGGACCCCAUCAACCGCAAGCUAGCCGAUGCAGCAUUUCUGUGCAGCAAGAAGUUCUUCGGCAUGGACUACAAGAAGAAGGCAGCUUGUUUGGAUGAUCAGUCUUUCGCCGGAUACAUUGCUUCGGGAGAGGAAAUCACAGACAAUAUCGCCGACUACAGCGAGAUCUUCACCGUCACAAAAGAUCUUGCACUGUAUGAUCCUCGCGUCCAGCAGCAGUGGCCAUGCCAUGGUCCUUGCCCUUGGCCAUUCACCCAGAUGAAGACUGUCAUGCAAGCCUACAUGGACUACCUCGGCGAGAGCGGUGAGAAGAUGUUGCAGCUCAUUGCUUGGGGUCUUGGUAUGGAGGACGGCAAUGCCCUAACCAGGUACACGCAAGAUGGCUGGCAUCACAUGCGUAUUCUACGUUUCCCUGAGACCAACAAGGUCAACGGCAAGGGCAAGGCCGGCCGCGGUAUCGGCUCCCAUACUGACUACGGCCUACUCGUUAUUGCCGCCCAGGAUGAUGUUGGUGGCCUCUUCAUCCGCCCUCCGAUCGAGGGCGAGACGUAUGCCAACUGGAAGGAGAGCGCAGCCGGCAAGCACGAAGACACCGAUGGUUGGGUCUACGUCCCACCUGUCCCUGAUGUCUUCACUGUCUUCCCUGGUGACAUGAUGCAAUACAUCACCAACUCCUUCCUUCCCUCGACGCCCCACAAAGUCGGAUUGAACACAAGGGAAAGAUUUGCUUUCGCAUACUUCCACGAGCCGAACUUCUCCGCCGUCAUGAAGCCGCUGCCGGGCUUCGAGGCUGGUCAGGAGCCUGCCGAGGGCAUCCACUACGGCUCUCACUUCACCAACAUGUUUAUGCGCAACUACCCGGAGAGGAUCACCGCUGAUCGCAUGAGGAAUGAGGGCAGAUUGGCUCUAUUGGAUUCGCCUAGCCUUCGUUGGAAGGAUACACCAGUCGUGGGUGGCAAGAAUGUAGCCAGCACUAUCCCAGUGGAUCAAACUGCUGAGAAGAGCGCGUCCAUCUAA